Messenger RNA from Eutrema salsugineum, 276 nucleotides. Its product is annotated as precursor of CEP1. Gene Ontology annotation, molecular function: hormone activity. The record is from RefSeq and is a predicted model, not a curated record. Gene Ontology annotation, biological process: regulation of root development; root development; nitrate import. The transcript has a single exon. NCBI's taxonomy places the organism in Eukaryota, Viridiplantae, Streptophyta, Magnoliopsida, Brassicales, Brassicaceae. Gene Ontology annotation, cellular component: extracellular region. The coding region runs from base 1 to 276 and encodes 91 amino acids.
AUGGGAAUGUCGAACAAGUCAGUUUCUACAUGUAUUUUUUUCCUUGCUUUAACUGUUUUGUAUGGAAUCCAGAUUACAGAAGAGAGACAUUUGACAACUACUUCGUCAGAGAUUGAGCGAAUAUAUAAGAAAGGUGAGGCCAGGACUUCUAGCAUUGGGGUCACACAUACACGACGUAGUGUCCCUGGAAAGGCGGUCAUUAGCCACCCCACAGAUUUUAGGCCUACGAAUCCCGGCAACAGCCCUGGCGUUGGACACUCUAACGGUCGACAUUGA